Bombina bombina (fire-bellied toad) is the source of this 1829-nucleotide messenger RNA. RefSeq names its product phospholipid-transporting ATPase IC-like. Gene Ontology annotation, cellular component: plasma membrane. Gene Ontology annotation, molecular function: ATP hydrolysis activity; ATP binding; ATPase-coupled intramembrane lipid carrier activity. The transcript is spliced from 7 exons. Bases 1 to 1185 code for a protein of 394 amino acids. Gene Ontology annotation, biological process: Golgi organization; phospholipid translocation. The record is from RefSeq and is a predicted model, not a curated record. NCBI's taxonomy places the organism in Eukaryota, Metazoa, Chordata, Amphibia, Anura, Bombinatoridae.
AUGCAGCUCUGUUAUCUGCUGCCUGGGUCACUCCCAAGCCAGAAAGCAAUGGUUGUAGAACUGGUUAAGAAAUACAAAAAGGCUGUUACUUUGGCUAUAGGGGAUGGAGCCAAUGAUGUCAACAUGAUUAAAACUGCACACAUUGGCGUUGGUAUUAGUGGACAAGAAGGAAUGCAAGCGGUAAUGUCCAGUGACUACUCCGUUGCUCAGUUUAAAUACAUUCAACGUUUGUUGUUGGUUCACGGUCGCUGGUCGUACAUUCGAAUGUGCAAGUUCCUGCGUUUUUUCUUCUACAAGAACUUUGCCUUCACGUUGGUUCACUUUUGGUACUCUUUCUUUAGUGGAUUUUCUGCUCAGACGGUCUACGAAACUUGGUUCAUUUCCCUGUAUAAUGUUCUCUACUCCAGUCUUCCUGUACUCCUUGUGGGUUUGCUGGAUCAGGAUGUAAGUGACAAGCUAAGUCUUCGCUUCCCUCGUUUGUACAUUCCUGGCCAAAAAGAUAAACUGUUCAACUACCAGAAAUUCUUCUUGAGUCUGUUCCAUGGUAUAGUCACCUCGCUUAUUAUUUUCUUCAUACCUUAUGGAGCUUUCUUAUUGACCAUGGGGCAGGAUGGAGAAGCGCCCUCAGAUUACCAGUCGUUUGCUGUCACAACUGCUACUGCACUUAUUAUAACCGUUAAUUUUCAGAUUGGACUUGACACUUCGUAUUGGACUUUUGUUAAUGCAUUUUCAAUGUUUGGGAGCAUUGCCAUUUACUUUGGUAUAAUGUUUGAUCUUCACAGUGCUGGGAUUCAUGUUUUGUUUCCAUCCAUGUUUAUAUUUACAGGAGCUGCUCCAAAUGCUUUAAGGCAACCAUAUCUUUGGCUCACCAUAAUUCUAACUGUUGGUAUUUGCCUUCUACCAGUUGUUGCCUUCAGGUUCUUGGUAAAAAAUAUAUACCCCUCGGAGAGUGACGUAAUUCAAAAGAACCGGAAAAAAUACAAAGAAGAAGCCCAAUGGAAACCAAGACACAGCACAAUUCGUCGCGGAGUAUCUGCACGCCGCUCUGCUUAUGCAUUCUCUCACCAGCGAGGCUAUGCUGACCUUAUUUCUACAGGACGAAAUAUAAAGAAGAAACGGGCAACACUGGAUGCUGUUCUUGGCAGUAGUUCGGCAGAAGUUAUGCAAACUGCAGCGAAUACUUGAUUGUGAUUUUAACUUCUUCAGCAAUUUUUUUUUAUACUGAAAACACUACCUUUUGGAAUGUCUGUAUAUAUAUAUUUUUAUGAAACUGUUUUCACCUCAGGAUUUUUUUAACAUAUGUAAAUUUACUUGUAAUAUCUAUAAAAAGCCAUCUGCAUGGUGAAGACUUUCUACAAAAAAAUGCCUUAGUAAGGUUUAUUUUUUUAAAUGUUUCUAUAUCACUUCAGCAAACAGAGUUUGCUUUAUAGGCAUCUGCCUGGGAGGGGGAGGGUGCAGCAAUCAAACACAUGGAGAGAUCUGACGUGCAAACCAAUGAUCCGUUUGCAUUAGUACAUCACAAUGUGGUGAACAAGAGACUAAGGUUUAAAAACAAACUAGAAAGUUUGUGUUGUGGAAACAAAAGACCAACAAAUCAAGAAUGGAGUAGGUUUAUGGUUACAACACCCUAAACAUGAGGAAUUUACUUCCUUUAUGAGGAUCCAUAUGGCUUCUGGGUUCAGCACUCCUGAAGUUUUUGGUUUACCUUUUUAACCUUUGCAUAUUUAAUAUUGAUAAUAAAACUUUAUUAAAAGUGAAUAAUGGAUUUUGUUCAUUUAUGCAUUAUCUAACUGUUCACAAUAAACAGUUUUUCAUUCAUCUGUUGAUAA